GCUGCUGUGGCCAAUAUCAUUGUUUCCAUCCUAAUGGGCCAUCGCUUUGAAUAUGAUGAUCCAAAACUUCAGAGGCUUUUGACAAUCAUCAAUGACAACGUCAGAAUCAUCGGAAGCCCAAUGGUUUUUCUCUAUAAUUCAUUUCCAUCUUUGCUCCGUUGGCUACCUGGCAGUCAUAAUGAAGUCCUCCCCAACUUAGAGGAACUGCAUGCCUUUAUCAGAGAAACGUUCACCAACCAGAGGAAGCAGCUGGAUGUCAACGACCAGAGAAAUGUUGUUGAUGUAUUCCUUGUCAAACAAAAGGAGGAAAGCCAAAUCCAGAGUUAUAUUUUCACUGAUGCAAAUCUGACAUUCUCUUAUCACGGACUUGUUUGCUGCUGGGAUGGACACAACCUCUGCCACUCUCCGAUGGGGCCUUUUGUUAAUGAUGAAGUACCCAGAAAUUCAGAAAAAUGUUCAGAAUGAAAUUGAAAAGGUCAUUGGUUCAGGGGAACCUCGGGUGAUGCAUAGAAAACAGAUGCCUUAUACUGAUGCUGUCAUCCAUGAAAUCCAAAGGUUUGGUAACACUGUGCCAAUGAACGUUCCGCAUGCCACUACUCAAGAUGUGACUUUCAAAGGAUUCUUUAUACCCCAAGGUACUCAAGUGAUUCCAUUACUGUAUUCCGUCCUACGAGACAAAGAGCACUUUGAGAAGCCAGAAGAGUUUUACCCUCAGCAUUUUCUGGACUCGGAGGGAAACUUUGUUAAGAAUGAAGCUUUUAUACCAUUUUCUGUAGGUGAGUAA
Messenger RNA from Staurois parvus, 784 nucleotides. The record is from the annotation of a GenBank genome assembly. Lineage: Eukaryota; Metazoa; Chordata; Amphibia; Anura; Ranidae.